AACACAUCUGUCUUCUCUUUUACUUGACCACCAACUACUUCUUCUGUCACACAUCCUUCGGGACACAACAUCGAUCUGCAUCUUUGGCAGCUGCUUCGAGACACACCUUGGCUAUUACCACCUGGUCAUUGCUGAUUUUCUCAACAUGGAUCCGGUCUUGAACCUUCAGGCACCUGAGCCUGCUCCCGUCUUUUCUGUGACUCAGGCCGUUGAAGUGACCGCUCGACAAUAUGGAAUGACUGUCGAGCACUUCAUUGAUCUGUUCAACCUGGAGCGUGCCAAAGAGAACGCUCAGUACGGUAUCAUGCUGCAAGUUGAAAGAGGCACCGUCAACCAUCCCCAGCCCAACAUGGCUGACAACAACGUUGGUGUUCCUCUCCCCCAGCAGGGUCAGGUUAUGAACGUCCAGCCUGCACCUGUUGCUCAGAACCUGCUCGUCGAGCAGGCGCCUGUUCAACAGGCACCACUUCAUCCCAUGUACACCGCUGCUGUACAGGGCCCUGGCACUGGUUACGCCUACAACUUCAAUGCUCCUAUGGAGGAAUCUCCCAUCGCCCUCUCUGACGAGGAUGCUGAGGGCGAGCCUAUUGCCCCUGCGCCUGCUGAUGACACUCAACAGACCUAUCACUGCGCGGGUCCUAUCCCCUCACUCAUGGGUAACUGCGAGUACAUCAUUGCAACUGUCAACCCCCCUCCGCAAGUGUGCCAUGGCCUUCGCCUGGCUCAGGCGAACAUUGACAGAGGCACUCAGAUGAUUGCACUCGGCAUCGAAAUGAUUAAGAAGGUACAAAAUUGGCGCGCCAACGUGGUCCCGGAGCAUCAGAAGUUUCUCAGACAUGCCAAAACCCCUGACGUCAAACUCAGGGUUAAGGGCAUGCUCGAAGACGGCUUUGCUCGUGCCUCCCGAGACAUGGCCCAUGGUGCGAGCCUGCAGCGAAAUGGCAAGCUUCUCCUCACAAACAGACAUGAUGACUACCUCAGAGCUGAAGUUCAGGUUGGCAAUGAUGCGAUGUUCAUCGAACGAAUCCGCUACCUGGAUACCCUGGAAUCUGGCGUGGCCAAGGACGCCCUUAUCACAUCCGAGUCCCGAAAACGUCGCAGAAGCUUCGAAGAGAUCUACAUGGCAACCUAUCGUCCUGGAGAUGACACUCAGUCCAUCAUCUCUUACAUCCUUCGCGGUCGAGCCUGGAACUUCUCCUACAAGGAGAUCAAGAACCUUGGUGGCUUCGACAUGGCAGACGCAACUAUGCGAGGUCAUGUUCGCAACGCGGUUCUGACCCCCAGAGAGAAGGCUCGAGUUGUUGAUUGGGAUGAGCGCAAUGUCUACCUCCUCCUAGACGCUGUUGCCCACUUCUGUGGUCCCGACCAUGCCUCUCCCAAGGAAGCUAGUGUCACCUGGAAGGUCAUUCGGGACUUCAUCUACCAGCACGAUGGUGAACGCUACUCUGCAGCUGCGGCGAAGAAGAAGUGGGAGCAGCUCCAGGGCGGCAACUAA
Ilyonectria robusta is the source of this 1495-nucleotide messenger RNA. RefSeq lists its product as uncharacterized. The coding region runs from base 146 to 1495 and encodes 449 amino acids. The transcript is spliced from 5 exons. NCBI's taxonomy places the organism in Eukaryota, Fungi, Ascomycota, Sordariomycetes, Hypocreales, Nectriaceae. The record is from RefSeq and is a predicted model, not a curated record.